AUGUUUUUCCGUCGCAAGCCAGUGACGGCCCCCCUUCCCGGUGCUGCUAAGAAGGCGGCGUCAUUUCACUCGGGGGUGCCUGACAGCGACGAGGAUAUGGAGGAAGAAGAGGAGGAAAGAGAAAAGGAGGAGGAAGAGGAGAGAGAAGGGGAGAGAGAAGGACGAGGGGUGAAGCCCUCUCGGCUGCGGAGGCGGCGGGAGGAGAGGGAACGAGAACGGGAGGAGCGGCGCCGGGCGGUGGAGGCGCAGCAGGAAGCCCAGCGGCUGCGGCAGGAGACUCAGCGGCAGCGGGAGGAGGACCGCGAGCGCGAGGAGGCGGAGCGGAAGGAGGCGGAGGAGAAGGCGCUGGAGGAACUGCGCGAGGAGCGGCGGCGACGCGAGGACGAAGAAUACGCCAAGUGGGUGGGCGCCAUCGGCGUGGAGGAGCGCGGCGAGUUGGGUGAUGAGGAGCGUACACGGCGGGAGACAUUGGUGGCGUUUGUGACAGCGCGAGGGAGGGAGCUGGAAGAGCGUCAGCAACAACAGGAACAACAAAGUGGAGAACACGCAGUGGCUGCUGCGGUUCCAUCAGAGGAUGACAAGGGGGCACGGAAUAUAUUGGUGCUGAGUGAUGUAGCUCGUGAACAUGGUGUUACAGUUGAUGUGGUUGUACAACUGAUAGAGAAGUUGCUAGAAGAUGGGAUAAUUAGUGGUGUCUUUGACGACAGAGGGAAGUUCGUGAUGGUAGCUGAGGCGCAUUUUGUAAAAAUUGCAGAGUUUAUUCAGCAACGGGGACGUGUUUCAGUGAGGGAACUCGUGAGAGAAUGCAACAGGGUGAUUUUAUCAUGA
This is a messenger RNA of Trypanosoma theileri, 828 nucleotides long. RefSeq lists its product as uncharacterized. The record is from RefSeq and is a predicted model, not a curated record. The transcript has a single exon. Bases 1 to 828 code for a protein of 275 amino acids. NCBI's taxonomy places the organism in Eukaryota, Euglenozoa, Kinetoplastea, Trypanosomatida, Trypanosomatidae.